AUUUGAUUUCCUUUUUCUUCCCUCCACUUUUCUCUUCUGUUUUCGUUUUCAACGACCUUGGUGUCGAUUCCUUCAUAACUUGUGUACUAGCAGAUUUCCCCACUCUUCUUUCCAAAUAGAAACGCGCUCGAGCCAGCCAGGUAUGGGCUUCUUCUUUCGGUGAGGACGUAAGGUGAAUGAAGUAUUGAGAUUCCUACCGACGAGCGUUUUCUCCAAUGGCGGAACCCUACAACUUUAACGGAGAAUCGGUAGACCCGGUUGUAGAAGUAGAACUCUCAGGAGACGAAUCCGACUCCGACUCCGGGUCCGACUACGAAGAUGACGGACCUCCGACUCCGGCCGAAGAGGAGGAGGAGGGGGACGAGUACAUUCCAAUUGCCCCGUCGCCUAGGGUUCCAGUCAAUCAUGUUCCUUCGCGUUCCAGCCGAGUGCUGAGUGUUAAUGUUGAAGGGGAGAGAACUAAAAGAAGAAGGGGGGAGGAAGGAAGGGUUGCUGCGGCAGUAGCAGCUGAGGUAUGCUCGCCGAGUUCUCAAGGUAGCCAGUGGAAUCGUGUUGAAAUUGACGGCCUUUUUUGCUCGAUUUGCAUGGAAGCCUGGACCAGUGAAGGAGAUCACCACAUUUGUUGUCUUCCUUGUGGCCACCUCUUUGGUUUGUCUUGCAUUAACAAGUGGUUGCGCCAAAAACGAAGUUCUGGAAAGUGCCCCCAAUGCAACAGGAAAUGUACAUUGAAAGAAGUGAGGAAACUGUUUGCACCCAGGAUUGCUGUGGUUGAUGAGGAAUCGCGGAAGAGAAUUCACUUUCUAGAGACCAAGUGUGCAUCUCUUGAGAAGAAGGAUGCUGAGUGGUCCAAGAUUGAAGCUCUGUGGCACAAGAAGGAAUCUGAAUUACAACAGAAAAUUAAACAACUUGUUGAGAGAACAGUUCAGAUGCAGCGUUCAUUGGAUAAUUUCAACAACACCGUGGCAGGAUUAUAUACUGCUCGUAGGGGCCAUCAUGUACCAUUUAUACCUGAUAAUACUGCUACUUCAAACUUCAGCAUGCAGGGCUCUUCUGGCAGCUUUGAGUUACAGGAAGAGCUGUAUGUGGAAGGCGCACGCUUAUUUGACAUUAAUAUUUCCAGUCAAACGGUAUUAGUUGCGAGAAGAGCACCUAAGGUUGGUGGAUGCCAUUUUACCAAGAUCAGCUUGAUGCCUCCACAUGGAACCAGUGAAAUUUUUCAUCCACUUAGUACAAACAUCAUCAAAGACUUGCAUUUUUGCCCACGUAAUACAAGUCUUGUGCUGUUUGCUUCCUUGGGGAAAAAGCUAUCCAUUCUGAGUUUGGAAAGCAACAACAUCAGUCUUUCAUAUGACUUGCCGUGUGCCGCUUGGUCAUGUUCUUGGGAUAUAAACAGUCCACAUCAUGUUUAUGCAGGCUUACAGAAUGGCAUGUUGUUGGAAUUUGACACACGGCAAACUGCAAAGCCUCUAGAAUCCAGGUCGGGGCUCUCAAAUAAUCCGAUUCAUACAGUACACUCUCUUCCAUACAAUGGGACUCUGCCUAUUGGUGCCAGAACAGUGCUUUCUGCUUCCUCUAUCGGCAUAUGUCAGUGGAAUUUUGAAGCUGCUGAAGAAAGGCCAUCUUUAGUCCCCACGAGUGGAAAUCAAGGAGUCUGCAUCUCGCUAGCACACUGUCCCACCACUGAGAACAUUGUAGCUUCGUACCGUCCCAAGGUUGAGACAUUACCAUCCUGUGAAGUUGCUGCUACUGGUUCACAAGCAUUUGUCAGCCACUCCUCCCAAGCUAUCGGGCAAGGAAUUCAGGGUUCUCAUCUCCACUUGAAGAGAACGGGCAGCAGUUAUGAGACUUUGGGCAGUGCAUCGGCAACUGUAAGCAACAUCAGACUGCCCCGAUGCACCAUCAUAUGCCGGAAGCAGGAGCAGCUGCAGCAGCAGCAGCCUUGUUUGUUUGUGUCUGGGGAUGAAGCUGCACAAGGGUUGCUGUUGCAGGAGCUGCCGUCGUUUGCAUUUAAUCAGCGCCUUCAGUCAUCCCGCAAGAGCUUCAUCUCUGACGUGAAAUAUGCAAGUAGUGCCAACAUCCAAGGGGGUGGCGUGUUGGGGUGUUUAAGCGAGUCUACCUUGCAACUUUUCACGACCAGGAGAUAAAACGAUGAAGAGUUAGGUAAUCUUCUUGGGGGCAUCUAAAUCAUGUUCAAUCAAAACUCACUUGGUUGUUAAACUUUCCCCUUCCUUUUGUUAGUUUGUUCACUUGUUCUGUUUUUAUUGUAGGUGUUUGUGGAGUGACAAACUUUUUGUCCAGUUCUUUCUCGAGCGGCAUAGAGAGAGACUGCUGUUUGUAUCCGUAUAGCUAUAGCUAGGAGUAAGCGAGCUUGAUUCAUGGAUCGAUCUCAGCUGUAGGUUAGAGUUAGAGGUGGUUCCAACCAAUUGAUUGUUUUCCUUGAUAGUUAUACAGUUUUAGUAGAUACAAACAUUUUUGUUGAUAAUUUAUUGUGUGAUUGGCAUAAAUGUUUCUUUUUUUCUAUGACCAAAACUAGAGAGCAUAACAUAGGAAAAGAAAAUGCGAGGUGAGGUAUACACCAUCUAUGAACAUCAUAGUAUUCUGAUUGGGUCAGCUAGUGAUGCAGAUUUAUUUAUAAUUAAGAAAGGGAACAAAGGCAGCAACUUGAGAUAACCCAGAUAGCUUGGGUUAGUCUGCUAAG
Messenger RNA from Linum tenue, 2698 nucleotides. Lineage: Eukaryota; Viridiplantae; Streptophyta; Magnoliopsida; Malpighiales; Linaceae. The record is from the annotation of a GenBank genome assembly.